CCUCGUAUGGUGUAAGACCACUAAACCUGAUGUAAGACCUAAAAAGUGCAACAACACUAACAGCUAAGGAAAUUAUUGGAAUUUAUUGUUGUAUCUGUUUAACAUUUUUUAUGAGUGAUAAUUUCGUUAAAUAUUGUAUUUGAAUUAAACUUAUGCAAUACUUCAUUGUAUAAAUAGAAAAAAAGUAAUUAAAAGCUAUAUUCUGUGUUAAAAGUAUCAAAAUGGCAGAUUCUAAAAAAAAUAACGAUGCAGCUUUGGAAUGGUUGAAAUUGAAAACGGACAAAGGCCAAAAACCAGAUUAUCAAAUUAGAGCUGAAAUGGAAGAUGUUGGCAAUAAAUUUUUGAGAAAAUUUAAAGAAAACCCAUUCGUCCCUAUUGGUGCAUUGGUCACUGUUGGUUUUUUAGGUGUAGGUCUAAAGAGUAUGUAUGAUGGUAACAGAGUGAGAUCUCAAAUGAUGAUGCGAGGACGUAUUGCAGCUCAAGGAGUUACUAUAAUAGCUAUAUUGGGUGGUCUGUUUUAUCAAGGAAUGACAGCAUUGAAAGAAACCGAAGAAGAGACUCAUGAAACUGGCUUAAAAUAAUGAUUUCAGCCAUGUUACAUAUUGUUUUACAGUCCAAUUAUUUGUCGUUGUUUUUGUAUAACUUAUAAACUUUACAUUUUACAUAGAAUUACUUGUUUGCACCUUAUUUAAAAAUGAGCGUUUGC
This is a messenger RNA of Melanaphis sacchari, 706 nucleotides long. RefSeq names its product HIG1 domain family member 2A, mitochondrial. Gene Ontology annotation, cellular component: mitochondrion. Bases 222 to 581 code for a protein of 119 amino acids. The transcript has 2 exons. NCBI's taxonomy places the organism in Eukaryota, Metazoa, Arthropoda, Insecta, Hemiptera, Aphididae. Gene Ontology annotation, biological process: mitochondrial respirasome assembly. The record is from RefSeq and is a predicted model, not a curated record.